Hypanus sabinus (Atlantic stingray) is the source of this 3365-nucleotide messenger RNA. RefSeq names its product hepatic and glial cell adhesion molecule-like. The record is from RefSeq and is a predicted model, not a curated record. The transcript is spliced from 8 exons. Lineage: Eukaryota; Metazoa; Chordata; Chondrichthyes; Myliobatiformes; Dasyatidae. Bases 53 to 1210 code for a protein of 385 amino acids.
UCAAUCUGUACGCCCCGCCUCUUCAUCUCCUAGGUAACGGCGUUGGAGCGGAAUGUGGCUCCGAGCCUGGUUCUCGUUGCUCUGCUUAUUGCACGUUUGUUCACAGUUGCAUCCCAUGGCUCUGAGUGUCCAAUACAUCUUUGCUGGUCGUUACUCAUCUGUUUUACUGGAAGGAUACAGUGGCAGUGAACUCCAAAAGGGAUCGAUGAUUAAGUGGUCACUUGUCCUACGUGACCGGAUUUCCUUGAUGGUGCUUCAUGUCAUUGGAUCACCUAAUAUCCGUUACAGUGACUAUUACAUCCAUCGAAUAGAUUACAACACAAGGAAUGGCUCUCUGACGUUGAACAAUAUAGAUCUGGAUGAUCGUGGCAUUUAUGAAAAUACCAUAACAACAUAUGGUGAAACUGUGCAGAAAUCUUACUAUAUUAAAGUUCUGGAUGUCAGAGAUGUUUUGAUAGCACCAGUGAUAAUACAGAAUCCGAAAAAUGCGGUGAGAAUUGCUCAGCUCACCUGUGUUACAAAUAGUUGGGAUACAGACACAAUUUUGUGGUAUAAAGGCAGCAAACUGCUUGAAACUGAUGAGAUUUACUCAAUGUCGACUGACAACAGAACACUGACAAUAAAAACCGAUCAAGUUGCAAACUGUGAGUUGUUCACCUGUGUGAUAGAAAACAAAGUCAGUCAGAGCAAGAACUCUCAUGUCCUCAUCAUUAACGGAUUGUUGUUACUCCAUCGGUACACAUUCAUCACAUCCAUAAUUGCUCUGGUGAGCACAUCGACAUCUUUUGCUGCAUCGAUCUUCAUCAUCUUUUUUGCCCUGGGAACUUACAGAGUUCACAAGCGGCACGUACAGCUCACUGCUGUUUUUGUGCUCUUCCAGCUGCUCUCCUUCAUCUCUCUACUGACUGCAGCCCUCUUCUGUGUUUUUGAUCCAGACUUCCCAAUCCCAUACAGGAUUAUCGACGUUCUUGGGCUUUUUCUGGUGAUAGCUAUGAUAAUUUAUAUUCUCGUGCUUUACCUGCAUCCUGAAACUAAGCUCAAAAGAUCGUUCUUGAUAAAGACGAAUCAUCGUUAUUUUUUCCUGGUGUAUGGGAGCUUAUCAGUGAUUAUUUCAGCAGCACCAAUUUACAGAGGAUAUAACAACACCUGUAGACGCCAGAGGUUGAAUAGCCCACCGCCAGUCCUGUAUCUGACGUGUAUACCAUCCUGACAAUCUCGGAAGGCGCCAGUCAGCAUAGCAGAAAAGACCAUGCUAAAGAGUGUAGGGGCGAGAACGCAUCCUUGCUUCACACCGUUCGUCACUGGGAAGGCUUCUGACUCGUCACCAUCAUCCAAAACUUUCACCAUCAUGCCAUCGUGGAAUUGCCGAACAAUCGUAAUGAACCUGCUAGGGCAGCAAACUUCUCCAUUAUCUUCCAUAAGCCAUCUCUGCUGACUGUAUCAAAUGCCUUGGUCAGAUCGACGAAGGUCAUAAAGAGGUCAUUGUGCUGCUCUUGACAUUUUUCCUGGAGUUGGCGUUCAGCAAAUAUCAUGUCGACAGUUCCACGCUCUGCACGGAAGCCACAUUGGCUUUCUGGGAGGAGACCUUGCUCAAGGUGUUGGAGAAGGCGAUUAAGCAGGACGUGAGCCAAGAUCUUCCCAGCUAUGGACAGGAGGGAGAUGCCUGGGUGAUUGUCACAAGACUGACGGUUGCCUUUCCUCUUGUAGAUGUGGACUAUACUGCAUCUUUCAACUGUUGCGGGACCUUUCCUUUGUUCCACAUAGACUGGAAGAGCUCAGUCAGCUUCUGCAUCAUGAAUGGGCCUCCUGCUUUGUAGACUUCAGCAGGAGUGACAAAGGCCAUGUCUGGUGCCGACUGCUGGACGGAUCAUUGACUCAUAGUGUCCAAGUUUAAACUUCGCAUCCUGCCUGUGAGAAGACCCCAAGUUCAGAAGACUGCAAAGAGGCUCAAUGUCUCCAAGCUGAAGAGCAGCGUAGUUGCUGAAGAAUUUUGUGAAGACCUAGAUAGCAGGCUGCUUGACACACCCCAGGAUGACCACCCCAGCAUUGAAGAGCAGUGGACGGCUUUCAGAGAUACAGUCUACUCUACUGCUUUCGAACACCUCGGACCAGCAAUCCGUAGACAUCAAGACUGGUUCAAUGAGAACGACGAGGAGAUACAGGCACUGUUGUUAGAGAAACACCAACUGUUCAGAUCACACCAGAACGAUCCCACACCACAAGCAAAGAUAGAUGCCUUCACCAGUGCAAGACAGAAAGUGCAGAAGGAACUCCGUGACAGGAUGUCUGGUUCAGCAAUAAGUCCGAUGAGAUCCAGGGCUAUGCAAACAGUCACGACACCAAGCGUUUCUACGAUGAUUUGAAGGCUAUGUAUGGACCUCAGUCCUCUGGCUCCUCCCCCCUCCUCAGUGCAGAUGGGACUCGGCUGCUGACAGAGAAAAAGCAGAUUUUGGAGAGAUGGGCUGAACACUUCAACCAGGUCCUCAACCGCCCUGGCAAAAUCAAUGAUGAGGCCAUUGCUCGCCUACCUCAGGUGGAGAUCAACCUGGACCUUGACAACCUCCCCACAGAAGAAGAAGUCAGAAAAGCCAUCAGGCAACAUUCUUGUAGCAAAGCACCAGGAUCAGAUGCAAACCUUCAUAAUAUUAGAAAAGGGAAGAAAAACACAUCCAAAACAAUACUUGAAAUAUUUGCACAAAUGAGAAAUCGCCAUCUUCAAAUUAUCCAAUCUAUCUUUAAAAUGUAAGGAAAUACAAAUAAUUACUUAAAAGACCUUUACAAAAGCACAUGGAACAAAAAAACCCAAUUAGUUCAUUUAAAUGCUGCAGAGAAAAAAAUUCUAGAUGGUUCAAAAUUAUCUACAGUCUUUUAACAGUUCUCCGGCUAUGUCUUCUGAGGUUAAAACCAUCCAAACCAGUCUUUUUCAGAGAUAAAAAUACAUUUUAAGGUAAAGACAUUCUAUAACCAUCAAAUCUUCCAAUUUCAUCACUCUUUACACCGCAAGACAAUCAAACCAUUGUAAAUCAUUCAAACUUAAGGCUUCAGACUGGUCAUCAGACUCAUCAGACAAAGAGUUAAUAAAACACAAUCUUUUGGCUGAGUCAUCAAAAAAUAUGAGCUCCAGUCUGUAAAAAGGGCUGAAGGAUCAUUGGGGAUCCGAGUCACCCCCAACCAAAAACUCUUCCAGCUGCUACCAUCCAGGAAUUGGUACCUCAGCAUAAAAGCCAGGACCAACAGGCUCCAGGACAGCUUCUCCACCAGCCCAUCAGACUGAUUAAUUCAUGCUGAUACAAUUGUAUAUGUAUGUUAUAUUAACUGUCUUGUUGUACAUACUAGUUAAUAUAAAUUGCACAUUUAGACAGAGA